Molecule: messenger RNA, 26309 nt
Organism: Rangifer tarandus platyrhynchus (Svalbard reindeer)
Lineage: Eukaryota; Metazoa; Chordata; Mammalia; Artiodactyla; Cervidae
Source: the annotation of a GenBank genome assembly
CUGAUUCCCUGGCUUAGGCUCAAGACGUAUGCCAACUUUCCAGAAGCACCUCAGGAGGAGGCUUCUCUCAGCAAUAGGCUCAAGACGUAUGCCAACUUUCCAGAAGCACCUCAGGAGGAGGCUUCUCUCAGCAAUAGGCUCAAGACGUAUGCCAACUUUCCAGAAGCACCUCAGGAGGAGGCUUCUCUCAGCAAUAGGCUCAAGACGUAUGCCAACUUUCCAGAAGCACCUCAGGAGGAGGCUUCUCUCAGCAAUAGGCUCAAGACGUAUGCCAACUUUCCAGAAGCACCUCAGGAGGAGGCUUCUCUCAGCAAUAGGCUCAAGACGUAUGCCAACUUUCCAGAAGCACCUCAGGAGGAGGCUUCUCUCAGCAAUAGGCUCAAGACGUAUGCCAACUUUCCAGAAGCACCUCAGGAGGAGGCUUCUCUCAGCAAUAGGCUCAAGACGUAUGCCAACUUUCCAGAAGCACCUCAGGAGGAGGCUUCUCUCAGCAAUAGGCUCAAGACGUAUGCCAACUUUCCAGAAGCACCUCAGGAGGAGGCUUCUCUCAGCAAUAGGCUCAAGACGUAUGCCAACUUUCCAGAAGCACCUCAGGAGGAGGCUUCUCUCAGCAAUAGGCUCAAGACGUAUGCCAACUUUCCAGAAGCACCUCAGGAGGAGGCUUCUCUCAGCAAUAGGCUCAAGACGUAUGCCAACUUUCCAGAAGCACCUCAGGAGGAGGCUUCUCUCAGCAAUAGGCUCAAGACGUAUGCCAACUUUCCAGAAGCACCUCAGGAGGAGGCUUCUCUCAGCAAUAGGCUCAAGACGUAUGCCAACUUUCCAGAAGCACCUCAGGAGGAGGCUUCUCUCAGCAAUAGGCUCAAGACGUAUGCCAACUUUCCAGAAGCACCUCAGGAGGAGGCUUCUCUCAGCAAUAGGCUCAAGACGUAUGCCAACUUUCCAGAAGCACCUCAGGAGGAGGCUUCUCUCAGCAAUAGGCUCAAGACGUAUGCCAACUUUCCAGAAGCACCUCAGGAGGAGGCUUCUCUCAGCAAUAGGCUCAAGACGUAUGCCAACUUUCCAGAAGCACCUCAGGAGGAGGCUUCUCUCAGCAAUAGGCUCAAGACGUAUGCCAACUUUCCAGAAGCACCUCAGGAGGAGGCUUCUCUCAGCAAUAGGCUCAAGACGUAUGCCAACUUUCCAGAAGCACCUCAGGAGGAGGCUUCUCUCAGCAAUAGGCUCAAGACGUAUGCCAACUUUCCAGAAGCACCUCAGGAGGAGGCUUCUCUCAGCAAUAGGCUCAAGACGUAUGCCAACUUUCCAGAAGCACCUCAGGAGGAGGCUUCUCUCAGCAAUAGGCUCAAGACGUAUGCCAACUUUCCAGAAGCACCUCAGGAGGAGGCUUCUCUCAGCAAUAGGCUCAAGACGUAUGCCAACUUUCCAGAAGCACCUCAGGAGGAGGCUUCUCUCAGCAAUAGGCUCAAGACGUAUGCCAACUUUCCAGAAGCACCUCAGGAGGAGGCUUCUCUCAGCAAUAGGCUCAAGACGUAUGCCAACUUUCCAGAAGCACCUCAGGAGGAGGCUUCUCUCAGCAAUAGGCUCAAGACGUAUGCCAACUUUCCAGAAGCACCUCAGGAGGAGGCUUCUCUCAGCAAUAGGCUCAAGACGUAUGCCAACUUUCCAGAAGCACCUCAGGAGGAGGCUUCUCUCAGCAAUAGGCUCAAGACGUAUGCCAACUUUCCAGAAGCACCUCAGGAGGAGGCUUCUCUCAGCAAUAGGCUCAAGACGUAUGCCAACUUUCCAGAAGCACCUCAGGAGGAGGCUUCUCUCAGCAAUAGGCUCAAGACGUAUGCCAACUUUCCAGAAGCACCUCAGGAGGAGGCUUCUCUCAGCAAUAGGCUCAAGACGUAUGCCAACUUUCCAGAAGCACCUCAGGAGGAGGCUUCUCUCAGCAAUAGGCUCAAGACGUAUGCCAACUUUCCAGAAGCACCUCAGGAGGAGGCUUCUCUCAGCAAUAGGCUCAAGACGUAUGCCAACUUUCCAGAAGCACCUCAGGAGGAGGCUUCUCUCAGCAAUAGGCUCAAGACGUAUGCCAACUUUCCAGAAGCACCUCAGGAGGAGGCUUCUCUCAGCAAUAGGCUCAAGACGUAUGCCAACUUUCCAGAAGCACCUCAGGAGGAGGCUUCUCUCAGCAAUAGGCUCGAGACGUAUGCCAACUUUCCAGAAGCACCUCAGGAGGAGGCUUCUCUCAGCAAUAGGCUCAAGACGUAUGCCAACUUUCCAGAAGCACCUCAGGAGGAGGCUUCUCUCAUCAAUAGGCUCGAGACGUAUGCCAACUUUCCAGAAGCACCUCAGGAGGAGGCUUCUCUCAGCAAUAGGCUCAAGACGUAUGCCAACUUUCCAGAAGCACCUCAGGAGGAGGCUUCUCUCAUCAAUAGGCUCAAGACGUAUGCCAACUUUCCAGAAGCACCUCAGGAGGAGGCUUCUCUCAGCAAUAGGCUCGAGACGUAUGCCAACUUUCCAGAAGCACCUCAGGAGGAGGCUUCUCUCAGCAAUAGGCUCAAGACGUAUGCCAACUUUCCAGAAGCACCUCAGGAGGAGGCUUCUCUCAGCAAUAGGCUCAAGACGUAUGCCAACUUUCCAGAAGCACCUCAGGAGGAGGCUUCUCUCAGCAAUAGGCUCGAGACAUAUGCCAACUUUCCAGAAGCACCUCAGGAGGAGGCUUCUCUCAGCAAUAGGCUCAAGACGUAUGCCAACUUUCCAGAAGCACCUCAGGAGGAGGCUUCUCUCAGCAAUAGGCUCGAGACGUAUGCCAACUUUCCAGAAGCACCUCAGGAGGAGGCUUCUCUCAGCAAUAGGCUCAAGACGUAUGCCAACUUUCCAGAAGCACCUCAGGAGGAGGCUUCUCUCAGCAAUAGGCUCGAGACGUAUGCCAACUUUCCAGAAGCACCUCAGGAGGAGGCUUCUCUCAGCAAUAGGCUCGAGACGUAUGCCAACUUUCCAGAAGCACCUCAGGAGGAGGCUUCUCUCAGCAAUAGGCUCAAGACGUAUGCCAACUUUCCAGAAGCACCUCAGGAGGAGGCUUCUCUCAGCAAUAGGCUCGAGACGUAUGCCAACUUUCCAGAAGCACCUCAGGAGGAGGCUUCUCUCAGCAAUAGGCUCAAGACGUAUGCCAACUUUCCAGAAGCACCUCAGGAGGAGGCUUCUCUCAGCAAUAGGCUCAAGACGUAUGCCAACUUUCCAGAAGCACCUCAGGAGGAGGCUUCUCUCAGCAAUAGGCUCGAGACGUAUGCCAACUUUCCAGAAGCACCUCAGGAGGAGGCUUCUCUCAGCAAUAGGCUCAAGACGUAUGCCAACUUUCCAGAAGCACCUCAGGAGGAGGCUUCUCUCAGCAAUAGGCUCAAGACGUAUGCCAACUUUCCAGAAGCACCUCAGGAGGAGGCUUCUCUCAGCAAUAGGCUCAAGACGUAUGCCAACUUUCCAGAAGCACCUCAGGAGGAGGCUUCUCUCAGCAAUAGGCUCAAGACGUAUGCCAACUUUCCAGAAGCACCUCAGGAGGAGGCUUCUCUCAGCAAUAGGCUCAAGACGUAUGCCAACUUUCCAGAAGCACCUCAGGAGGAGGCUUCUCUCAGCAAUAGGCUCAAGACGUAUGCCAACUUUCCAGAAGCACCUCAGGAGGAGGCUUCUCUCAGCAAUAGGCUCAAGACGUAUGCCAACUUUCCAGAAGCACCUCAGGAGGAGGCUUCUCUCAGCAAUAGGCUCAAGACGUAUGCCAACUUUCCAGAAGCACCUCAGGAGGAGGCUUCUCUCAGCAAUAGGCUCAAGACGUAUGCCAACUUUCCAGAAGCACCUCAGGAGGAGGCUUCUCUCAGCAAUAGGCUCAAGACGUAUGCCAACUUUCCAGAAGCACCUCAGGAGGAGGCUUCUCUCAGCAAUAGGCUCAAGACGUAUGCCAACUUUCCAGAAGCACCUCAGGAGGAGGCUUCUCUCAGCAAUAGGCUCAAGACGUAUGCCAACUUUCCAGAAGCACCUCAGGAGGAGGCUUCUCUCAGCAAUAGGCUCAAGACGUAUGCCAACUUUCCAGAAGCACCUCAGGAGGAGGCUUCUCUCAGCAAUAGGCUCAAGACGUAUGCCAACUUUCCAGAAGCACCUCAGGAGGAGGCUUCUCUCAGCAAUAGGCUCAAGACGUAUGCCAACUUUCCAGAAGCACCUCAGGAGGAGGCUUCUCUCAGCAAUAGGCUCAAGACGUAUGCCAACUUUCCAGAAGCACCUCAGGAGGAGGCUUCUCUCAGCAAUAGGCUCAAGACGUAUGCCAACUUUCCAGAAGCACCUCAGGAGGAGGCUUCUCUCAGCAAUAGGCUCAAGACGUAUGCCAACUUUCCAGAAGCACCUCAGGAGGAGGCUUCUCUCAGCAAUAGGCUCAAGACGUAUGCCAACUUUCCAGAAGCACCUCAGGAGGAGGCUUCUCUCAGCAAUAGGCUCAAGACGUAUGCCAACUUUCCAGAAGCACCUCAGGAGGAGGCUUCUCUCAGCAAUAGGCUCAAGACGUAUGCCAACUUUCCAGAAGCACCUCAGGAGGAGGCUUCUCUCAGCAAUAGGCUCAAGACGUAUGCCAACUUUCCAGAAGCACCUCAGGAGGAGGCUUCUCUCAGCAAUAGGCUCAAGACGUAUGCCAACUUUCCAGAAGCACCUCAGGAGGAGGCUUCUCUCAGCAAUAGGCUCAAGACGUAUGCCAACUUUCCAGAAGCACCUCAGGAGGAGGCUUCUCUCAGCAAUAGGCUCAAGACGUAUGCCAACUUUCCAGAAGCACCUCAGGAGGAGGCUUCUCUCAGCAAUAGGCUCAAGACGUAUGCCAACUUUCCAGAAGCACCUCAGGAGGAGGCUUCUCUCAGCAAUAGGCUCAAGACGUAUGCCAACUUUCCAGAAGCACCUCAGGAGGAGGCUUCUCUCAGCAAUAGGCUCAAGACGUAUGCCAACUUUCCAGAAGCACCUCAGGAGGAGGCUUCUCUCAGCAAUAGGCUCAAGACGUAUGCCAACUUUCCAGAAGCACCUCAGGAGGAGGCUUCUCUCAGCAAUAGGCUCAAGACGUAUGCCAACUUUCCAGAAGCACCUCAGGAGGAGGCUUCUCUCAGCAAUAGGCUCAAGACGUAUGCCAACUUUCCAGAAGCACCUCAGGAGGAGGCUUCUCUCAGCAAUAGGCUCAAGACGUAUGCCAACUUUCCAGAAGCACCUCAGGAGGAGGCUUCUCUCAGCAAUAGGCUCAAGACGUAUGCCAACUUUCCAGAAGCACCUCAGGAGGAGGCUUCUCUCAGCAAUAGGCUCAAGACGUAUGCCAACUUUCCAGAAGCACCUCAGGAGGAGGCUUCUCUCAGCAAUAGGCUCAAGACGUAUGCCAACUUUCCAGAAGCACCUCAGGAGGAGGCUUCUCUCAGCAAUAGGCUCAAGACGUAUGCCAACUUUCCAGAAGCACCUCAGGAGGAGGCUUCUCUCAGCAAUAGGCUCAAGACGUAUGCCAACUUUCCAGAAGCACCUCAGGAGGAGGCUUCUCUCAGCAAUAGGCUCAAGACGUAUGCCAACUUUCCAGAAGCACCUCAGGAGGAGGCUUCUCUCAGCAAUAGGCUCAAGACGUAUGCCAACUUUCCAGAAGCACCUCAGGAGGAGGCUUCUCUCAGCAAUAGGCUCAAGACGUAUGCCAACUUUCCAGAAGCACCUCAGGAGGAGGCUUCUCUCAGCAAUAGGCUCAAGACGUAUGCCAACUUUCCAGAAGCACCUCAGGAGGAGGCUUCUCUCAGCAAUAGGCUCAAGACGUAUGCCAACUUUCCAGAAGCACCUCAGGAGGAGGCUUCUCUCAGCAAUAGGCUCAAGACGUAUGCCAACUUUCCAGAAGCACCUCAGGAGGAGGCUUCUCUCAGCAAUAGGCUCAAGACGUAUGCCAACUUUCCAGAAGCACCUCAGGAGGAGGCUUCUCUCAGCAAUAGGCUCAAGACGUAUGCCAACUUUCCAGAAGCACCUCAGGAGGAGGCUUCUCUCAGCAAUAGGCUCAAGACGUAUGCCAACUUUCCAGAAGCACCUCAGGAGGAGGCUUCUCUCAGCAAUAGGCUCAAGACGUAUGCCAACUUUCCAGAAGCACCUCAGGAGGAGGCUUCUCUCAGCAAUAGGCUCAAGACGUAUGCCAACUUUCCAGAAGCACCUCAGGAGGAGGCUUCUCUCAGCAAUAGGCUCAAGACGUAUGCCAACUUUCCAGAAGCACCUCAGGAGGAGGCUUCUCUCAGCAAUAGGCUCAAGACGUAUGCCAACUUUCCAGAAGCACCUCAGGAGGAGGCUUCUCUCAGCAAUAGGCUCAAGACGUAUGCCAACUUUCCAGAAGCACCUCAGGAGGAGGCUUCUCUCAGCAAUAGGCUCGAGACGUAUGCCAACUUUCCAGAAGCACCUCAGGAGGAGGCUUCUCUCAGCAAUAGGCUCAAGACGUAUGCCAACUUUCCAGAAGCACCUCAGGAGGAGGCUUCUCUCAGCAAUAGGCUCAAGACGUAUGCCAACUUUCCAGAAGCACCUCAGGAGGAGGCUUCUCUCAGCAAUAGGCUCAAGACGUAUGCCAACUUUCCAGAAGCACCUCAGGGGGAGGCUUCUCUCAGCAAUAGGCUCAAGACGUAUGCCAACUUUCCAGAAGCACCUCAGGAGGAGGCUUCUCUCAGCAAUAGGCUCAAGACGUAUGCCAACUUUCCAGAAGCACCUCAGGAGGAGGCUUCUCUCAGCAAUAGGCUCAAGACGUAUGCCAACUUUCCAGAAGCACCUCAGGGGGAGGCUUCUCUCAGCAAUAGGCUCAAGACGUAUGCCAACUUUCCAGAAGCACCUCAGGAGGAGGCUUCUCUCAGCAAUAGGCUCAAGACGUAUGCCAACUUUCCAGAAGCACCUCAGGGGGAGGCUUCUCUCAGCAAUAGGCUCAAGACGUAUGCCAACUUUCCAGAAGCACCUCAGGAGGAGGCUUCUCUCAGCAAUAGGCUCAAGACGUAUGCCAACUUUCCAGAAGCACCUCAGGAGGAGGCUUCUCUCAGCAAUAGGCUCAAGACGUAUGCCAACUUUCCAGAAGCACCUCAGGGGGAGGCUUCUCUCAGCAAUAGGCUCAAGACGUAUGCCAACUUUCCAGAAGCACCUCAGGAGGAGGCUUCUCUCAGCAAUAGGCUCAAGACGUAUGCCAACUUUCCAGAAGCACCUCAGGGGGAGGCUUCUCUCAGCAAUAGGCUCAAGACGUAUGCCAACUUUCCAGAAGCACCUCAGGAGGAGGCUUCUCUCAGCAAUAGGCUCAAGACGUAUGCCAACUUUCCAGAAGCACCUCAGGGGGAGGCUUCUCUCAGCAAUAGGCUCAAGACGUAUGCCAACUUUCCAGAAGCACCUCAGGAGGAGGCUUCUCUCAGCAAUAGGCUCAAGACGUAUGCCAACUUUCCAGAAGCACCUCAGGGGGAGGCUUCUCUCAGCAAUAGGCUCAAGACGUAUGCCAGCUUUCCAGAAGCACCUCAGGAGGAGGCUUCUCUCAGCAAUAGGCUCAAGACGUAUGCCAACUUUCCAGAAGCACCUCAGGGGGAGGCUUCUCUCAGCAAUAGGCUCAAGACGUAUGCCAACUUUCCAGAAGCACCUCAGGAGGAGGCUUCUCUCAGCAAUAGGCUCAAGACGUAUGCCAACUUUCCAGAAGCACCUCAGGGGGAGGCUUCUCUCAGCAAUAGGCUCAAGACGUAUGCCAACUUUCCAGAAGCACCUCAGGAGGAGGCUUCUCUCAGCAAUAGGCUCAAGACGUAUGCCAACUUUCCAGAAGCACCUCAGGGGGAGGCUUCUCUCAGCAAUAGGCUCAAGACGUAUGCCAGCUUUCCAGAAGCACCUCAGGAGGAGGCUUCUCUCAGCAAUAGGCUCAAGACGUAUGCCAACUUUCCAGAAGCACCUCAGGGGGAGGCUUCUCUCAGCAAUAGGCUCAAGACGUAUGCCAACUUUCCAGAAGCACCUCAGGAGGAGGCUUCUCUCAGCAAUAGGCUCAAGACGUAUGCCAACUUUCCAGAAGCACCUCAGGGGGAGGCUUCUCUCAGCAAUAGGCUCAAGACGUAUGCCAACUUUCCAGAAGCACAUCAGGAGGAGGCUUCUCUCAGCAAUAGGCUUGAGACGUAUGCCAACUUUCCAGAAGCACCUCAGGAGGAGGCUUCUCUCAGCAAUAGGCUCAAGACGUAUGCCAACUUUCCAGAAGCACCUCAGGAGGAGGCUUCUCUCAGCAAUAGGCUCAAGACGUAUGCCAACUUUCCAGAAGCACCUCAGGAGGAGGCUUCUCUCAGCAAUAGGCUCAAGACGUAUGCCAACUUUCCAGAAGCACCUCAGGAGGAGGCUUCUCUCAGCAAUAGGCUUGAGACGUAUGCCAACUUUCCAGAAGCACCUCAGGAGGAGGCUUCUCUCAGCAAUAGGCUCAAGACGUAUGCCAACUUUCCAGAAGCACAUCAGGAGGAGGCUUCUCUCAGCAAUAGGCUCAAGACGUAUGCCAACUUUCCAGAAGCACCUCAGGAGGAGGCUUCUCUCAGCAAUAGGCUCAAGACGUAUGCCAACUUUCCAGAAGCACCUCAGGAGGAGGCUUCUCUCAGCAAUAGGCUCAAGACGUAUGCCAACUUUCCAGAAGCACCUCAGGAGGAGGCUUCUCUCAGCAAUAGGCUCAAGACGUAUGCCAACUUUCCAGAAGCACCUCAGGAGGAGGCUUCUCUCAGCAAUAGGCUCAAGACGUAUGCCAACUUUCCAGAAGCACCUCAGGAGGAGGCUUCUCUCAGCAAUAGGCUCAAGACGUAUGCCAACUUUCCAGAAGCACCUCAGGAGGAGGCUUCUCUCAGCAAUAGGCUCAAGACGUAUGCCAACUUUCCAGAAGCACCUCAGGAGGAGGCUUCUCUCAGCAAUAGGCUCAAGACGUAUGCCAACUUUCCAGAAGCACCUCAGGAGGAGGCUUCUCUCAGCAAUAGGCUCAAGACGUAUGCCAACUUUCCAGAAGCACCUCAGGAGGAGGCUUCUCUCAGCAAUAGGCUCGAGACGUAUGCCAACUUUCCAGAAGCACCUCAGGAGGAGGCUUCUCUCAGCAAUAGGCUCGAGACGUAUGCCAACUUUCCAGAAGCACCUCAGGAGGAGGCUUCUCUCAGCAAUAGGCUCAAGACGUAUGCCAACUUUCCAGAAGCACCUCAGGAGGAGGCUUCUCUCAGCAAUAGGCUCAAGACGUAUGCCAACUUUCCAGAAGCACCUCAGGAGGAGGCUUCUCUCAGCAAUAGGCUCAAGACGUAUGCCAACUUUCCAGAAGCACCUCAGGAGGAGGCUUCUCUCAGCAAUAGGCAUCUCCAGAGAUGCCCCGAGAACACUGUCCCAAGUCUAGAGGAACACCAACUUCAGCACAGCAACUCGAGGAAUGGUCCGUGUACCCCAAAUCGUCUCGAGAUGAAAGCUGAUUCCCUGGAUAGGCUCAAGACGUAUGCCAACUUUCCAGAAGCACCUCAGGAGGAGGCUUCUCUCAGCAAUAGGCUCAAGACGUAUGCCAACUUUCCAGAAGCACCUCAGGAGGAGGCUUCUCUCAGCAAUAGGCUCAAGACGUAUGCCAACUUUCCAGAAGCACCUCAGGAGGAGGCUUCUCUCAGCAAUAGGCUCAAGACGUAUGCCAACUUUCCAGAAGCACCUCAGGAGGAGGCUUCUCUCAGCAAUAGGCUCAAGACGUAUGCCAACUUUCCAGAAGCACCUCAGGAGGAGGCUUCUCUCAGCAAUAGUCUCAAGACGUAUGCCAACUUUCCAGAAGCACCUCAGGAGGAGGCUUCUCUCAGCAAUAGGCUCAAGACGUAUGCCAACUUUCCAGAAGCACCUCAGGAGGAGGCUUCUCUCAGCAAUAGGCUCAAGACGUAUGCCAACUUUCCAGAAGCACCUCAGGAGGAGGCUUCUCUCAGCAAUAGGCUCAAGACGUAUGCCAACUUUCCAGAAGCACCUCAGGAGGAGGCUUCUCUCAGCAAUAGGCUCAAGACGUAUGCCAACUUUCCAGAAGCACCUCAGGAGGAGGCUUCUCUCAGCAAUAGGCUCAAGGCGUAUGCCAACUUUCCAGAAGCACCUCAGGAGGAGGCUUCUCUCAGCAAUAGGCUCAAGGCGUAUGCCAACUUUCCAGAAGCACCUCAGGAGGAGGCUUCUCUCAGCAAUAGGCUCAAGACGUAUGCCAACUUUCCAGAAGCACCUCAGGAGGAGGCUUCUCUCAGCAAUAGGCUCAAGACGUAUGCCAACUUUCCAGAAGCACCUCAGGAGGAGGCUUCUCUCAGCAAUAGUCUCAAGACGUAUGCCAACUUUCCAGAAGCACCUCAGGAGGAGGCUUCUCUCAGCAAUAGGCUCAAGACGUAUGCCAACUUUCCAGAAGCACCUCAGGAGGAGGCUUCUCUCAGCAAUAGGCUCAAGGCGUAUGCCAACUUUCCAGAAGCACCUCAGGAGGAGGCUUCUCUCAGCAAUAGUCUCAAGACGUAUGCCAACUUUCCAGAAGCACCUCAGGAGGAGGCUUCUCUCAGCAAUAGGCUCAAGACGUAUGCCAACUUUCCAGAAGCACCUCAGGAGGAGGCUUCUCUCAGCAAUAGGCUCAAGGCGUAUGCCAACUUUCCAGAAGCACCUCAGGAGGAGGCUUCUCUCAGCAAUAGGCUCAAGACGUAUGCCAACUUUCCAGAAGCACCUCAGGAGGAGGCUUCUCUCAGCAAUAGGCUCAAGACGUAUGCCAACUUUCCAGAAGCACCUCAGGAGGAGGCUUCUCUCAGCAAUAGGCUCAAGACGUAUGCCAACUUUCCAGAAGCACCUCAGGAGGAGGCUUCUCUCAGCAAUAGGCUCAAGGCGUAUGCCAACUUUCCAGAAGCACCUCAGGAGGAGGCUUCUCUCAGCAAUAGGCUCAAGACGUAUGCCAACUUUCCAGAAGCACCUCAGGAGGAGGCUUCUCUCAGCAAUAGGCUCAAGGCGUAUGCCAACUUUCCAGAAGCACCUCAGGAGGAGGCUUCUCUCAGCAAUAGGCUCAAGACGUAUGCCAACUUUCCAGAAGCACCUCAGGAGGAGGCUUCUCUCAGCAAUAGGCUCAAGGCGUAUGCCAACUUUCCAGAAGCACCUCAGGAGGAGGCUUCUCUCAGCAAUAGGCUCAAGACGUAUGCCAACUUUCCAGAAGCACCUCAGGAGGAGGCUUCUCUCAGCAAUAGGCUCAAGGCGUAUGCCAACUUUCCAGAAGCACCUCAGGAGGAGGCUUCUCUCAGCAAUAGGCUCAAGACGUAUGCCAACUUUCCAGAAGCACCUCAGGAGGAGGCUUCUCUCAGCAAUAGGCUCAAGGCGUAUGCCAACUUUCCAGAAGCACCUCAGGAGGAGGCUUCUCUCAGCAAUAGGCUCAAGACGUAUGCCAACUUUCCAGAAGCACCUCAGGAGGAGGCUUCUCUCAGCAAUAGGCUCAAGACGUAUGCCAACUUUCCAGAAGCACCUCAGGAGGAGGCUUCUCUCAGCAAUAGGCUCAAGACGUAUGCCAACUUUCCAGAAGCACCUCAGGAGGAGGCUUCUCUCAGCAAUAGGCUCAAGGCGUAUGCCAACUUUCCAGAAGCACCUCAGGAGGAGGCUUCUCUCAGCAAUAGGCUCAAGACGUAUGCCAACUUUCCAGAAGCACCUCAGGAGGAGGCUUCUCUCAGCAAUAGGCUCAAGACGUAUGCCAACUUUCCAGAAGCACCUCAGGAGGAGGCUUCUCUCAGCAAUAGUCUCAAGACGUAUGCCAACUUUCCAGAAGCAUCUCAGGAGGAGGCUUCUCUCAGCAAUAGUCUCAAGACGUAUGCCAACUUUCCAGAAGCACCUCAGGAGGAGGCUUCUCUCAGCAAUAGGCUCAAGACGUAUGCCAACUUUCCAGAAGCACCUCAGGAGGAGGCUUCUCUCAGCAAUAGUCUCAAGACGUAUGCCAACUUUCCAGAAGCAUCUCAGGAGGAGGCUUCUCUCAGCAAUAGGCUCAAGACGUAUGCCAACUUUCCAGAAGCACCUCAGGAGGAGGCUUCUCUCAGCAAUAGGCUCAAGACGUAUGCCAACUUUCCAGAAGCACCUCAGGAGGAGGCUUCUCUCAGCAAUAGGCUCAAGACGUAUGCCAACUUUCCAGAAGCACCUCAGGAGGAGGCUUCUCUCAGCAAUAGGCUCAAGACGUAUGCCAACUUUCCAGAAGCACCUCAGGAGGAGGCUUCUCUCAGCAAUAGGCUCAAGACGUAUGCCAACUUUCCAGAAGCACCUCAGGAGGAGGCUUCUCUCAGCAAUAGGCUCAAGACGUAUGCCAACUUUCCAGAAGCACCUCAGGAGGAGGCUUCUCUCAGCAAUAGGCUCAAGACGUAUGCCAACUUUCCAGAAGCACCUCAGGAGGAGGCUUCUCUCAGCAAUAGGCUCAAGACGUAUGCCAACUUUCCAGAAGCACCUCAGGAGGAGGCUUCUCUCAGCAAUAGGCAUCUCCAGAGAUGCCCCGAGAACACUGUCCCAAGUCUAGAGGAACACCAACUUCAGCACAGCAACUCGAGGAAUGCUCCGUGUACCACAAAUCGUCUCGAGAUGAGAGCUGAUUCCCUGGAUAGGCUCAAGACGUAUGCCAACUUUCCAGAAGCACCUCAGGAGGAGGCUUCUCUCAGCAAUAGGCUCAAGACGUAUGCCAACUUUCCAGAAGCACCUCAGGAGGAGGCUUCUCUCAGCAAUAGGCUCAAGACGUAUGCCAACUUUCCAGAAGCACCUCAGGAGGAGGCUUCUCUCAGCAAUAGGCUCAAGACGUAUGCCAACUUUCCAGAAGCACCUCAGGAGGAGGCUUCUCUCAGCAAUAGGCUCAAGGCGUAUGCCAACUUUCCAGAAGCACCUCAGGAGGAGGCUUCUCUCAGCAAUAGGCUCAAGACGUAUGCCAAAUUCCCAGAAGCACCUCCGGAGGAGGCUUCUCUCAGCAAUAGGCUCAAGACGUAUGCCAACUUCCCAGAAGCACCUCAGGAGGAGGCUUCUCUCAGCAAUAGGCUCAAGACGUAUGCCAACUUCCCAGAAGCACCUCAGGAGGAGGCUUCUCUCAGCAAUAGGCUCAAGACGUAUGCCAAAUUCCCAGAAGCACCUCAGGAGGAGGCUUCUCUCAGCAAUAGGCUCAAGACGUAUGCCAACUUCCCAGAAGCACCUCAGGAGGAGGCUUCUCUCAGCAAUAGGCUCAAGACGUAUGCCAACUUCCCAGAAGCACCUCAGGAGGAGGCUUCUCUCAGCAAUAGGCUCAAGACGUAUGCCAAAUUCCCAGAAGCACCUCAGGAGGAGGCUUCUCUCAGCAAUAGGCUCAAGACGUAUGCCAAAUUCCCAGAAGCACCUCCGGAGGAGGCUUCUCUCAGCAAUAGGCUCAAGACGUAUGCCAACUUCCCAGAAGCACCUCAGGAGGAGGCUUCUCUCAGCAAUAGGCUCAAGACGUAUGCCAAAUUCCCAGAAGCACCUCAGGAGGAGGCUUCUCUCAGCAAUAGGCUCAAGACGUAUGCCAAAUUCCCAGAAGCACCUCCGGAGGAGGCUUCUCUCAGCAAUAGGCUCAAGACGUAUGCCAACUUCCCAGAAGCACCUCAGGAGGAGGCUUCUCUCAGCAAUAGGCUCAAGACGUAUGCCAAAUUCCCAGAAGCACCUCCGGAGGAGGCUUCUCUCAGCAAUAGGCUCAAGACGUAUGCCAACUUCCCAGAAGCACCUCAGGAGGAGGCUUCUCUCAGCAAUAGGCUCAAGACGUAUGCCAAAUUCCCAGAAGCACCUCAGGAGGAGGCUUCUCUCAGCAAUAGGCUCAAGACGUAUGCCAAAUUCCCAGAAGCACCUCCGGAGGAGGCUUCUCUCAGCAAUAGGCUCAAGACGUAUGCCAACUUCCCAGAAGCACCUCAGGAGGAGGCUUCUCUCAGCAAUAGGCUCAAGACGUAUGCCAAAUUCCCAGAAGCACCUCCGGAGGAGGCUUCUCUCAGCAAUAGGCUCAAGACGUAUGCCAAAUUCCCAGAAGCACCUCCGGAGGAGGCUUCUCUCAGCAAUAGGCUCAAGACGUAUGCCAAAUUCCCAGAAGCACCUCCGGAGGAGGCUUCUCUCAGCAAUAGGCUCAAGACGUAUGCCAACUUCCCAGAAGCACCUCAGGAGGAGGCUUCUCUCAGCAAUAGGCUCAAGACGUAUGCCAACUUCCCAGAAGCACCUCAGGAGGAGGCUUCUCUCAGCAAUAGGCUCAAGACGUAUGCCAACUUCCCAGAAGCACCUCCGGAGGAGGCUUCUCUCAGCAAUAGGCUCAAGACGUAUGCCAACUUCCCAGAAGCACCUCAGGAGGAGGCUUCUCUCAGCAAUAGGCUCAAGACGUAUGCCAAAUUCCCAGAAGCACCUCCGGAGGAGGCUUCUCUCAGCAAUAGGCUCAAGACGUAUGCCAACUUCCCAGAAGCACCUCAGGAGGAGGCUUCUCUCAGCAAUAGGCUCAAGACGUAUGCCAACUUCCCAGAAGCACCUCAGGAGGAGGCUUCUCUCAGCAAUAGGCUCAAGACGUAUGCCAAAUUCCCAGAAGCACCUCAGGAGGAGGCUUCUCUCAGCAAUAGGCUCAAGACGUAUGCCAAAUUCCCAGAAGCACCUCCGGAGGAUGCUUCUCUCAGCAAUAGGCUCAAGACGUAUGCCAACUUCCCAGAAGCACCUCAGGAGGAGGCUUCUCUCAGCAAUAGGUUCAAGACGUAUGCCAAAUUCCCAGAAGCACCUCCGGAGGACGCUUCUCUCAGCAAUAGGCUCAAGACGUAUGCCAACUUCCCAGAAGCACCUCAGGAGGAGGCUUCUCUCAGCAAUAGGCUCAAGACGUAUGCCAAAUUCCCAGAAGCACCUCCGGAGGAGGCUUCUCUCAGCAAUAGGCUCAAGACGUAUGCCAAAUUCCCAGAAGCACCUCCGGAGGAGGCUUCUCUCAGCAAUAGGCUCAAGACCUAUGCCAAAUUCCCAGAAGCACCUCCGGAGGAGGCUUCUCUCAGCAAUAGGCUCAAGACGUAUGCCAAAUUCCCAGAAGCACCUCCGGAGGAGGCUUCUCUCAGCAAUAGGCUCAAGACGUAUGCCAAAUUCCCAGAAGCACCUCCGGAGGAGGCUUCUCUCAGCAAUAGGCUCAAGACGUAUGCCAAAUUCCCAGAAGCACCUCCGGAGGAGGCUUCUCUCAGCAAUAGGUUCAAGACGUAUGCCAACUUCCCAGAAGCACCUCCGGAGGACGCUUCUCUCAGCAAUAGGCUCAAGACGUAUGCCAACUUCCCAGAAGCACCUCAGGAGGAGGCUUCUCUCAGCAAUAGGCUCAAGACGUAUGCCAAAUUCCCAGAAGCACCUCCGGAGGAGGCUUCUCUCAGCAAUAGGUUCAAGACGUAUGCCAACUUCCCAGAAGCACCUCCGGAGGAGGCUUCUCUCAGCAAUAGGCUCAAGACGUAUGCCAACUUCCCAGAAGCACCUCAGGAGGAGGCUUCUCUCAGCAAUAGGCUCAAGACGUAUGCCAAAUUCCCAGAAGCACCUCCGGAGGAGGCUUCUCUCAGCAAUAGGCUCAAGACGUAUGCCAAAUUCCCAGAAGCACCUCCGGAGGAGGCUUCUCUCAGCAAUAGGCUCAAGACGUAUGCCAAAUUCCCAGAAGCACCUCCGGAGGAGGCUUCUCUCAGCAAUAGGCUCAAGACGUAUGCCAAAUUCCCAGAAGCACCUCCGGAGGAGGCUUCUCUCAGCAAUAGGCUCAAGACGUAUGCCAACUUCCCAGAAGCACCUCCGGAGGAGGCUUCUCUCAGCAAUAGGCUCAAGACGUAUGCCAACUUCCCAGAAGCACCUCAGGAGGAGGCUUCUCUCAGCAAUAGGCUCAAGACGUAUGCCAACUUCCCAGAAGCACCUCAGGAGGAGGCUUCUCUCAGCAAUAGGCUCAAGACGUAUGCCAACUUCCCAGAAGCACCUCAGGAGGAGGCUUCUCUCAGCAAUAGGCUCAAGACGUAUGCCAACUUCUCAGAAGCACCUCAGGAGGAGGCUUCUCUCAGCAAUAGGCUCAAGACGUAUGCCAACUUCCCAGAAGCACCUCAGGAGGAGGCUUCUCUCAGCAAUAGGCUCAAGACGUAUGCCAAAUUCCCAGAAGCACCUCCGGAGGAGGCUUCUCUCAGCAAUAGGCUCAAGACGUAUGCCAAAUUCCCAGAAGCACCUCCGGAGGAGGCUUCUCUCAGCAAUAGGCUCAAGACGUAUGCCAACUUCCCAGAAGCACCUCCGGAGGAGGCUUCUCUCAGCAAUAGGCUCAAGACGUAUGCCAACUUCCCAGAAGCACCUCAGGAGGAGGCUUCUCUCAGCAAUAGGCUCAAGACGUAUGCCAACUUCUCAGAAGCACCUCAGGAGGAGGCUUCUCUCAGCAAUAGGCUCAAGACGUAUGCCAACUUCCCAGAAGCACCUCAGGAGGAGGCUUCUCUCAGCAAUAGGCUCAAGACGUAUGCCAACUUCCCAGAAGCACCUCAGGAGGAGGCUUCUCUCAGCAAUAGGCUCAAGACGUAUGCCAACCUCCCAGAAGCACCUCAGGAGGAGGCUUCUCUCAGCAAUAGGCUCAAGACGUAUGCCAACUUCCCAGAAGCACCUCAGGAGGAGGCUUCUCUCAGCAAUAGGCUCAAGACGUAUGCCAACUUCCCAGAAGCACCUCAGGAGGAGGCUUCUCUCAGCAAUAGGCUCAAGACGUAUGCCAACUUCCCAGAAGCACCUCAGGAGGAGGCUUCUCUCAGCAAUAGGCUCAAGACGUAUGCCAACUUCUCAGAAGCACCUCAGGAGGAGGCUUCUCUCAGCAAUAGGCUCAAGACGUAUGCCAACUUCCCAGAAGCACCUCAGGAGGAGGCUUCUCUCAGCAAUAGGCUCAAGACGUAUGCCAACUUCCCAGAAGCACCUCAGGAGGAGGCUUCUCUCAGCAAUAGGCUCAAGACGUAUGCCAACCUCCCAGAAGCACCUCAGGAGGAGGCUUCUCUCAGCAAUAGGCUCAAGACGUAUGCCAACUUCCCAGAAGCACCUCAGGAGGAGGCUUCUCUCAGCAAUAGGCUCAAGACGUAUGCCAAAUUCCCAGAAGCACCUCAGGAGGAGGCUUCUCUCAGCAAUAGGCUCAAGACGUAUGCCAAAUUCCCAGAAGCAUCUCAGGAGGAGGCUUCUCUCAGCAAUAGGCUCAAGACGUAUGCCAACUUCCCAGAAGCACCUCAGGAGGAGGCUUCUCUCAGCAAUAGGCUCAAGACGUAUGCCAACUUCCCAGAAGCACCUCAGGAGGAGGCUUCUCUCAGCAAUAGGCUCAAGACGUAUGCCAAAUUCCCAGAAGCACCUCCGGAGGAGGCUUCUCUCAGCAAUAGGCUCAAGACGUAUGCCAACUUCCCAGAAGCACCUCAGGAGGAGGCUUCUCUCAGCAAUAGGCUCAAGACGUAUGCCAACUUCCCAGAAGCACCUCAGGAGGAGGCUUCUCUCAGCAAUAGGCUCAAGACGUAUGCCAACUUCCCAGAAGCACCUCAGGAGGAGGCUUCUCUCAGCAAUAGGCUCAAGACGUAUGCCAAAUUCCCAGAAGCACCUCCGGAGGAGGCUUCUCUCAGCAAUAGGCUCAAGACGUAUGCCAAAUUCCCAGAAGCACCUCCGGAGGAGGCUUCUCUCAGCAAUAGGCUCAAGACGUAUGCCAAAUUCCCAGAAGCACCUCAGGAGGAGGCUUCUCUCAGCAAUAGGCUCAAGACGUAUGCCAACUUCCCAGAAGCACCUCAGGAGGAGGCUUCUCUCAGCAAUAGGCUCAAGACGUAUGCCAACUUCCCAGAAGCACCUCAGGAGGAGGCUUCUCUCAGCAAUAGGCUCAAGACGUAUGCCAAAUUCCCAGAAGCACCUCCGGAGGAGGCUUCUCUCAGCAAUAGGCUCAAGACGUAUGCCAAAUUCCCAGAAGCACCUCAGGAGGAGGCUUCUCUCAGCAAUAGGCUCAAGACGUAUGCCAACUUCCCAGAAGCACCUCAGGAGGAGGCUUCUCUCAGCAAUAGGCUCAAGACGUAUGCCAACUUCCCAGAAGCACCUCAGGAGGAGGCUUCUCUCAGCAAUAGCCUCAAGACGUAUGCCAAAUUCCCAGAAGCACCUCCGGAGGAGGCUUCUCUCAGCAAUAGGCUCAAGACGUAUGCCAACUUCCCAGAAGCACCUCAGGAGGAGGCUUCUCUCAGCAAUAGGCUCAAGACGUAUGCCAACUUCCCAGAAGCACCUCCGGAGGAGGCUUCUCUCAGCAAUAGGCUCAAGACGUAUGCCAAAUUCCCAGAAGCACCUCCGGAGGAGGCUUCUCUCAGCAAUAGGCUCAAGACGUAUGCCAAAUUCCCAGAAGCACCUCCGGAGGAGGCUUCUCUCAGCAAUAGGCUCAAGACGUAUGCCAACUUCCCAGAAGCACCUCCGGAGGAGGCUUCUCUCAGCAAUAGGCUCAAGACGUAUGCCAACUUCCCAGAAGCACCUCCGGAGGAGGCUUCUCUCAGCAAUAGGCUCAAGACGUAUGCCAACUUCCCAGAAGCACCUCAGGAGGAGGCUUCUCUCAGCAAUAGGCUCAAGACGUAUGCCAAAUUCCCAGAAGCACCUCCGGAGGAGGCUUCUCUCAGCAAUAGGCUCAAGACGUAUGCCAACUUCCCAGAAGCACCUCCGGAGGAGGCUUCUCUCAGCAAUAGGCUCAAGACGUAUGCCAACUUCCCAGAAGCACCUCCGGAGGAGGCUUCUCUCAGCAAUAGGCUCAAGACGUAUGCCAACUUCCCAGAAGCACCUCAGGAGGAGGCUUCUCUCAGCAAUAGGCUCAAGACGUAUGCCAAAUUCCCAGAAGCACCUCCGGAGGAGGCUUCUCUCAGCAAUAGGCUCAAGACGUAUGCCAAAUUCCCAGAAGCACCUCCGGAGGAGGCUUCUCUCAGCAAUAGGCUCAAGACGUAUGCCAACUUCCCAGAAGCACCUCCGGAGGAGGCUUCUCUCAGCAAUAGGCUCAAGACGUAUGCCAACUUCCCAGAAGCACCUCAGGAGGAGGCUUCUCUCAGCAAUAGGCUCAAGACGUAUGCCAAAUUCCCAGAAGCACCUCCGGAGGAGGCUUCUCUCAGCAAUAGGCUCAAGACGUAUGCCAACUUCCCAGAAGCACCUCAGGAGGAGGCUUCUCUCAGCAAUAGGCUCAAGACGUAUGCCAACUUCCCAGAAGCACCUCCGGAGGAGGCUUCUCUCAGCAAUAGGCUCAAGACGUAUGCCAACUUCCCAGAAGCACCUCAGGAGGAGGCUUCUCUCAGCAAUAGGCUCAAGACGUAUGCCAAAUUCCCAGAAGCACCUCCGGAGGAGGCUUCUCUCAGCAAUAGGCUCAAGACGUAUGCCAACUUCCCAGAAGCACCUCAGGAGGAGGCUUCUCUCAGCAAUAGGCUCAAGACGUAUGCCAAAUUCCCAGAAGCACCUCCGGAGGAGGCUUCUCUCAGCAAUAGGCUCAAGACGUAUGCCAACUUCCCAGAAGCACCUCAGGAGGAGGCUUCUCUCAGCAAUAGGCUCAAGACGUAUGCCAACUUCCCAGAAGCACCUCAGGAGGAGGCUUCUCUCAGCAAUAGGCUCAAGACGUAUGCCAACUUCCCAGAAGCACCUCAGGAGGAGGCUUCUCUCAGCAAUAGGCUCAAGACGUAUGCCAACUUCCCAGAAGCACCUCAGGAGGAGGCUUCUCUCAGCAAUAGGCUCAAGACGUAUGCCAAAUUCCCAGAAGCACCUCAGGAGGAGGCUUCUCUCAGCAAUAGGCUCAAGACGUAUGCCAACUUCCCAGAAGCACCUCAGGAGGAGGCUUCUCUCAGCAAUAGGCUCAAGACGUAUGCCAACUUCCCAGAAGCACCUCAGGAGGAGGCUUCUCUCAGCAAUAGGCUCAAGACGUAUGCCAAAUUCCCAGAAGCACCUCCGGAGGAGGCUUCUCUCAGCAAUAGGCUCAAGACGUAUGCCAAAUUCCCAGAAGCACCUCCGGAGGAGGCUUCUCUCAGCAAUAGGCUCAAGACGUAUGCCAAAUUCCCAGAAGCACCUCCGGAGGAGGCUUCUCUCAGCAAUAGGCUCAAGACGUAUGCCAACUUCCCAGAAGCACCUCAGGAGGAGGCUUCUCUCAGCAAUAGGCUCAAGACGUAUGCCAACUUCCCAGAAGCACCUCAGGAGGAGGCUUCUCUCAGCAAUAGGCUCAAGACGUAUGCCAACUUCCCAGAAGCACCUCAGGAGGAGGCUUCUCUCAGCAAUAGGCUCAAGACGUAUGCCAAAUUCCCAGAAGCACCUCAGGAGGAGGCUUCUCUCAGCAAUAGGCUCAAGACGUAUGCCAAAUUCCCAGAAGCACCUCAGGAGGAGGCUUCUCUCAGCAAUAGGCUCAAGACGUAUGCCAAAUUCCCAGAAGCACCUCCGGAGGAGGCUUCUCUCAGCAAUAGGCUCAAGACGUAUGCCAAAUUCCCAGAAGCACCUCCGGAGGAGGCUUCUCUCAGCAAUAGGCUCAAGACGUAUGCCAACUUCCCAGAAGCACCUCAGGAGGAGGCUUCUCUCAGCAAUAGGCUCAAGACGUAUGCCAACUUCCCAGAAGCACCUCAGGAGGAGGCUUCUCUCAGCAAUAGGCUCAAGACGUAUGCCAACUUCCCAGAAGCACCUCAGGAGGAGGCUUCUCUCAGCAAUAGGUUCAAGACGUAUGCCAAAUUCCCAGAAGCACCUCCGGAGGAGGCUUCUCUCAGCAAUAGGCUCAAGACGUAUGCCAACUUCCCAGAAGCACCUCAGGAGGAGGCUUCUCUCAGCAAUAGGUUCAAGACGUAUGCCAAAUUCCCAGAAGCACCUCCGGAGGAGGCUUCUCUCAGCAAUAGGCUCAAGACGUAUGCCAACUUCCCAGAAGCACCUCCGGAGGAGGCUUCUCUCAGCAAUAGGCUCAAGACGUAUGCCAACUUCCCAGAAGCUCCUCAGGAGGAGGCUUCUCUCAGCAAUAGGCUCAAGACGUAUGCCAAAUUCCCAGAAGCACCUCCAGAGGAGGCUUCUCUCAGCAAUAGGCUCAAGACGUAUGCCAACUUCCCAGAAGCACCUCCGGAGGAGGCUUCUCUCAGCAAUAGGCUCAAGACGUAUGCCAACUUCCCAGAAGCUCCUCAGGAGGAGGCUUCUCUCAGCAAUAGGCUCAAGACGUAUGCCAAAUUCCCAGAAGCACCUCCGGAGGAGGCUUCUCUCAGCAAUAGGCUCAAGACGUAUGCCAAAUACCCAGAAGCACCUCCGGAGGAGGCUUCUCUCAGCAAUAGGCUCAAGACGUAUGCCAACUUCCCAGAAGCACCUCCGGAGGAGGCUUCUCUCAGCAAUAGGCUCAAGACGUAUGCCAACUUCCCAGAAGCACCUCCGGAGGAGGCUUCUCACAUCAAUAGGCUCAAGACGUAUGCCAACUUCCCAGAAGCUCCUCAGGAGGAGGCUUCUCUCAGCAAUAGGCUCAAGACGUAUGCCAAAUUCCCAGAAGCACCUCCGGAGGAGGCUUCUCUCAGCAAUAGGCUCAAGACGUAUGCCAAAUUCCCAGAAGCACCUCCGGAGGAGGCUUCUCUCAGCAAUAGGCUCAAGACGUAUGCCAACUUCCCAGAAGCACCUCCGGAGGAGGCUUCUCUCAGCAAUAGGCUCAAGACGUAUGCCAACUUCCCAGAAGCACCUCCGGAGGAGGCUUCUCACAUCAAUAGGCUCAAGACGUAUGCCAACUUCCCAGAAGCACCUCAGGAGGAGGCUUUUCUCAGCAAUAGGCUCAAGACGUAUGCCAACUUCCCAGAAGCACCUCAGGAGGAGGCUUCUCUCAGCAAUAGGCUCAAGACGUAUGCCAACUUCCCAGAAGCACCUCCGGAGGAGGCUUCUCACAUCAAUAGGCUCAAGACGUAUGCCAACUUCCCAGAAGCACCUCAGGAGGAGGCUUUUCUCAGCAAUAGGCUCAAGACGUAUGCCAAAUUCCCAGAAGCACCUCCGGAGGAGGCUUCUCUCAGCAAUAGGCUCAAGACGUAUGCCAAAUUCCCAGAAGCACCUCCGGAGGAGGCUUCUCUCAGCAAUAGGCUCAAGACGUAUGCCAAAUUCCCAGAAGCACCUCCGGAGGAGGCUUCUCUCAGCAAUAGGCUCAAGACGUAUGCCAACUUCCCAGAAGCACCUCAGGAGGAGGCUUCUCUCCGCAAUAGGCUCAAGACGUAUGCCAACUUCCCAGAAGCACCUCAGGAGGAGGCUUCUCUCAGCAAUAGGCUCAAGACGUAUGCCAACUUCCCAGAAGCACCUCAGGAGGAGGCUUCUCUCCGCAAUAGGCUCAAGACGUAUGCCAACUUCCCAGAAGCACCUCAGGAGGAGGCUUCUCUCAGCAAUAGGCUCAAGACGUAUGCCAACUUCCCAGAAGCACCUCCGGAGGAGGCUUCUCUCAGCAAUAGGCUCAGGACGUAUGCCAACUUCCCAGAAGCACCUCAGGAGGAGGCUUCUCUCCGCAAUAGGCUCAAGACGUAUGCCAACUUCCCAGAAGCACCUCAGGAGGAGGCUUCUCUCAGCAAUAGGCUCAAGACGUAUGCCAAAUUCCCAGAAGCACCUCCGGAGGAGGCUUCUCUCAGCAAUAGGCUCAAGACGUAUGCCAACUUCCCAGAAGCACCUCAGGAGGAGGCUUCUCUCCGCAAUAGGCUCAAGACGUAUGCCAAAUUCCCAGAAGCACCUCCGGAGGAGGCUUCUCUCAGCAAUAGGCUCAAGACGUAUGCCAAAUUCCCAGAAGCACCUCCGGAGGAGGCUUCUCUCAGCAAUAGGCUCAAGACGUAUGCCAAAUUCCCAGAAGCACCUCCGGAGGAGGCUUCUCUCAGCAAUAGGCUCAAGACGUAUGCCAAAUUCCCAGAAGCACCUCCGGAGGAGGCUUCUCUCAGCAAUAGGCUCAAGACGUAUGCCAACUUCCCAGAAGCACCUCAGGAGGAGGCUUCUCUCCGCAAUAGGCUCAAGACGUAUGCCAACUUCCCAGAAGCACCUCAGGAGGAGGCUUCUCUCAGCAAUAGGCUCAAGACGUAUGCCAACUUCCCAGAAGCACCUCCGGAGGAGGCUUCUCUCAGCAAUAGGCUCAAGACGUAUGCCAACUUCCCAGAAGCACCUCAGGAGGAGGCUUCUCUCCGCAAUAGGCUCAAGACGUAUGCCAAAUUCCCAGAAGCACCUCAGGAGGAGGCUUCUCUCAGCAAUAGGCUCAAGACGUAUGCCAAAUUCCCAGAAGCACCUCCGGAGGAGGCUUCUCUCAGCAAUAGGCUCAAGACGUAUGCCAACUUCCCAGAAGCACCUCAGGAGGAGGCUUCUCUCCGCAAUAGGCUCAAGACGUAUGCCAAAUUCCCAGAAGCACCUCCGGAGGAGGCUUCUCUCAGCAAUAGGCUCAAGACGUAUGCCAAAUUCCCAGAAGCACCUCCGGAGGAGGCUUCUCUCAGCAAUAGGCUCAAGACGUAUGCCAACUUCCCAGAAGCACCUCAGAAGGAGGCUUCUCUCAUCAAUAGGCUCAAGACGUAUGCCAACUUCCCAGAAGCACCUCAGGAGGAGGCUUCUCUCAGCAAUAGGCUCAAGACGUAUGCCAAAUUCCCAGAAGCACCUCCGGAGGAGGCUUCUCUCAGCAAUAGGCUCAAGACGUAUGCCAACUUCCCAGAAGCACCUCAGGAGGAGGCUUCUCUCAGCAAUAGGCUCAAGACGUAUGCCAACUUCCCAGAAGCACCUCAGGAGGAGGCUUCUCUCAGCAAUAGGCUCAAGACGUAUGCCAACUUCCCAGAAGCACCUCCGGAGGAGGCUUCUCUCAGCAAUAGGCUCAAGACGUAUGCCAACUUCCCAGAAGCACCUCAGGAGGAGGCUUCUCUCAGCAAUAGGCUCAAGACGUAUGCCAACUUCCCAGAAGCACCUCAGGAGGAGGCUUCUCUCAGCAAUAGGCUCAAGACGUAUGCCAACUUCCCAGAAGCACCUCAGGAGGAGGCUUCUCUCAGCAAUAGGCUCAAGACGUAUGCCAACUUCCCAGAAGCACCUCAGGAGGAGGCUUCUCUCCGCAAUAGGCUCAAGACGUAUGCCAAAUUCCCAGAAGCACCUCCGGAGGAGGCUUCUCUCAGCAAUAGGCUCAAGACGUAUGCCAACUUCCCAGAAGCACCUCAGGAGGAGGCUUCUCUCCGCAAUAGGCUCAAGACGUAUGCCAAAUUCCCAGAAGCACCUCAGGAGGAGGCUUCUCUCAGCAAUAGGCUCAAGACGUAUGCCAAAUUCCCAGAAGCACCUCCGGAGGAGGCUUUUCUCAGCAAUAGGCUCAAGACGUAUGCCAACUUCCCAGAAGCACCUCCGGAGGAGGCUUCUCUCAGCAAUAGGCUCAAGACGUAUGCCAACUUCCCAGAAGCACCUCAGGAGGAGGCUUCUCUCCGCAAUAGGCUCAAGACGUAUGCCAAAUUCCCAGAAGCACCUCCGGAGGAGGCUUUUCUCAGCAAUAGGCUCAAGACGUAUGCCAACUUCCCAGAAGCACCUCCGGAGGAGGCUUCUCUCAGCAAUAGGCUCAAGACGUAUGCCAAAUUCCCAGAAGCACCUCCGGAGGAGGCUUCUCUCAGCAAUAGGCUCAAGACGUAUGCCAACUUCCCAGAAGCACCUCAGAAGGAGGCUUCUCUCAUCAAUAGGCUCAAGACGUAUGCCAACUUCCCAGAAGCACCUCAGGAGGAGGCUUCUCUCAGCAAUAGGCUCAAGACGUAUGCCAAAUUCCCAAAAGCACCUCCGGAGGAGGCAUCUCUCAGCAAUAGGCUCAAGACGUAUGCCAACUUCCCAGAAGCACCUCAGGAGGAGGCUUCUCUCAGCAAUAGGCUCAAGACGUAUGCCAACUUCCCAGAAGCACCUCCGGAGGAGGCUUCUCUCAGCAAUAGGCUCAAGACGUAUGCCAACUUCCCAGAAGCACCUCCGGAGGAGGCUUCUCUCAGCAAUAGGCUCAAGACGUAUGCCAACUUCCCAGAAGCACCUCAGGAGGAGGCUUCUCUCAGCAAUAGGCUCAAGACGUAUGCCAAAUUCCCAAAAGCACCUCCGGAGGAGGCAUCUCUCAGCAAUAGGCUCAAGACGUAUGCCAACUUCCCAGAAGCACCUCAGGAGGAGGCUUCUCUCAGCAAUAGGCUCAAGACGUAUGCCAACCUCCCAGAAGCACCUCCGGAGGAGGCUUCUCUCAGCAAUAGGCUCAAGACGUAUGCCAACCUCCCAGAAGCACCUCCGGAGGAGGCUUCUCUCAGCAAUAGGCUCAAGACGUAUGCCAACUUCCCAGAAGCACCUCCGGAGGAGGCUUCUCUCAGCAAUAGGCUCAAGACGUAUGCCAACUUCCCAGAAGCACCUCCGGAGGAGGCUUCUCUCAGCAAUAGGCUCAAGACGUAUGCCAACUUCCCAGAAGCACCUCCGGAGGAGGCUUCUCUCAGCAAUAGGCUCAAGACGUAUGCCAACUUCCCAGAAGCACCUCCGGAGGAGGCUUCUCUCAGCAAUAGGCUCAAGACGUAUGCCAACUUCCCAGAAGCACCUCCGGAGGAGGCUUCUCUCAGCAAUAGGCUCAAGACGUAUGCCAACUUCCCAGAAGCACCUCAGGAGGAGGCUUCUCUCAGCAAUAGGCUCAAGACGUAUGCCAACUUCCCAGAAGCACCUCCGGAGGAGGCUUCUCUCAGCAAUAGGCUCAAGACGUAUGCCAACUUCCCAGAAGCACCUCCGGAGGAGGCUUCUCUCAGCAAUAGGCUCAAGACGUAUGCCAACUUCCCAGAAGCACCUCAGGAGGAGGCUUCUCUCAGCAAUAGGCUCAAGACGUAUGCCAAAUUCCCAAAAGCACCUCCGGAGGAGGCAUCUCUCAGCAAUAGGCUCAAGACGUAUGCCAACUUCCCAGAAGCACCUCAGGAGGAGGCUUCUCUCAGCAAUAGGCUCAAGACGUAUGCCAACUUCCCAGAAGCACCUCCGGAGGAGGCUUCUCUCAGCAAUAGGCUCAAGACGUAUGCCAACUUCCCAGAAGCACCUCAGGAGGAGGCUUCUCUCAGCAAUAGGCUCAAGACGUAUGCCAAAUUCCCAAAAGCACCUCCGGAGGAGGCAUCUCUCAGCAAUAGGCUCAAGACGUAUGCCAACUUCCCAGAAGCACCUCAGGAGGAGGCUUCUCUCAGCAAUAGGCUCAAGACGUAUGCCAACUUCCCAGAAGCACCUCCGGAGGAGGCUUCUCUCAGCAAUAGGCUCAAGACGUAUGCCAACUUCCCAGAAGCACCUCCGGAGGAGGCUUCUCUCAGCAAUAGGCUCAAGACGUAUGCCAACUUCCCAGAAGCACCUCCGGAGGAGGCUUCUCUCAGCAAUAGGCUCAAGACGUAUGCCAACUUCCCAGAAGCACCUCCGGAGGAGGCUUCUUUCAGCAAUAG